CCAGUCUUGAGUGUUUUUUCGCAGCUUCAUCCUUGUCCCUCUCCUUCACCUCUCUCCUGCAUACCCCACUCCCCUCUCCCUUCUUCUCUUCCCUCUUUGCUCUGCUGAUCCUGGACUGAUUUAUUUUUCCCGGUGCAGCAGAGCUGGUGGGAAAGCACCUGGCUAUAUUUGUCAGCUGCUGAGAUUGGACCCGCUUCAUGGUGGAUGACUUUGGAUCCUCUGUUUCGGUUUACCUGCUCACACCUGCGCCUCCCGCCUCCUCAGCCCCUGCUCUGCUCUCAAUAAGGAACUAGUGAGACCCUCUGUUUGGUGGUUUCAAACCCCCGAAUUCAACUGCCUGGAUGAUUGGAAUUUCUCUCAGUCCUUUAGUAUUGGAGCUAAAGCAUUAAUUAGGAUCCACAGCUUGUCCCAAGCUUUGCAGCUCAGCCUCUUUGCCAACAGAGGCCUUAAGUUUUCAGAGUGACUUCUCCUUGGAGGAAAAGACCGCCCUGGUCAAGAGUGUUUCAGAUACAGAUGCCAAACUUCUGUUUGUCCUCCCCAAGGUUUCAGAGUUGAAGAAAUACUUUGAGGGACCUGUCCCAGAAGAUUUGGGAAUGAACAGGAAGGAGAGGAUAGCCCGGCGUCUGGAGGGGAUGGAGAGCGAUGCUCCGCCUGCGCUGGUGCCCGGUGGUUUGGUAGCCAACAGGAUGCUGGAGGAGGACUCCCCGCGGUACACCCGCGCCUCAGACCCCUGUGAGCCUUGUGUGAUGGUGAGACGCUACAGUCGUGAGGAGCUGGAGGCCCCCCAGAAGCAGCUUUCAUCUCAGGACAGAUCCCCUCAGAUCAAAGGUGGUGUUGGCAGCAGCCGCCCAGACCCCAUGUUGGUGUACGUUGACCCAGUGUCGUUAUCCACCUCUUCUACACCCACAUCUGGGCCCGCUGACCCCUCCAGUCUCAGCUCCAAGGCUGAACGCAUCGCCCGCUACAAAGCCGAGCGCCGCCGGCAGCUUUCAGAGCGGUAUGGCAUUCUCCUGGAUCAGGAGGCGGACGUCGACUUCACACCUCGCCACCGAUCCCGCCGUGAUACGGACACCCCCGACCGACAAACAGCUGCAAGGCGAGAAAGAGACAAACAGGAAGCUGAGGAACAAGGACGAGAUCCCAGGGUGCCAUACCGCUCCGGAGUGGGCAGGGUUUACAUGAGGAAUCAGCCGGACCCCGCCCCUGUUUCCACCCCCAGCCCCGCCCACUCAAACCAAGCCCCUCCCAAGACACAGGAAAGGCAGCGGAGGUUUUCUGAUCGGGAAAGGGCGAUGAACAUGGAGAACUACCGACGUGGUGGGGCUCAAGAGCGCUCAAUCGCUCCUUUAACGAGAACCCAGGAGCAGCCUCAUCCCCAGCACCAGCAGGACCCCGCCCACCAGGAGCCAAGCCCCGCCUCCAGCCGGGAUUACAGCAUUGCGGCGGUGCCCAGCUCCCCUCGCACCGCCCGCCGGGCCUCGCUGCCCUCCAACCGCUAUGGCAUCUCACCUGGGGAUUUAUUCAUAGAGCAGCAGGCCCAGAGCAUCCUCAACAGGCAGGGAAUCCGGGUAAGGGAACGCUUGUCCAGGGAUGAAACAGUCCAGAAGCCCCCUGACUGGAGUCCAGACACACACCAGGGUAACAGACACCAUACUCAGGGGAACACUGCUCAGUAUACGCCACAACGAUCAGAACUCCCCCAGCAAAGGACUGCUCCCCAUCCUCAGUCCAGCCCAGGCCAAACAGCCCAUCCUGAGUACCAACACUCUGGUCCUGCUGUUGACUCUCAGCCUUAUUUGGCCAUCCCUGCCCCAGUGGCCACUGCCAAACUUCCUGGACCCCCCGAGGUACUACCACGAAGAAGAGUGAGUGCUGACCAAAUCCAUGCCGCCCAUAGGGGGGCAAGAAUGGAGGCCAGGCAGGCGCUGAAGGAAGAGGCCCACACAGAGGGUCUACUGAAGAGCAGGAAAGCCGUUUUGCCAUCUGAGAUCCGCCGAAGGGAAAAGAGUGUGGAUGAUACUCAAAGUGGCCCGCAUGAAGAGAUGGACUGGCAAACAUACAGCCCAGAACAGAGGAGGAUAAGUCGAGGCGAGGAAGACUGGGAUCAUGAGACACCAAGGGAGAGGGGGAGGGAGAGAAAUGUCGAAAGGAUCAGAGAGAGAGGGAGUGAUGAUGGCCAACAGGAGAGAUUGUUUCGAUCCCAGCCUCCCCACAUUUCUGCAAGCCAGCAGCCCAGGCAGCAUCAGUCCACAGAGCCUGUGUACCAUCAAGAGCCUCAACUUCAGCAGCAAGAACCCCGACUUCAGCAGCAAGAGCCCCCAACACAACCACUAUAUGAACCUAGAAAGAGACAACCUGUGGCUCAAGUUCAACAGCAAGAGCCCCAACUUCAGCAGCAAGAGCCCCCAACACAACCACUAUAUGAACUUAGAAAGAGACAACCGUUGGCUCAAGUUCAACAGCAAGAGCCCCGACUUCAGCAGCAAGAACCCCCAACACAACCCCAAUAUGAACCUAGAAAGAGACAACCUGUGGCUCAAAUUCAGCAGCAAGAACCCCCAACACAACCACUGUAUGAACCUAGAAAGAGACAACCUGUGGCUCAAGUUCAACAGCAAGAGCCCCAACUUCAGCAGCAAGAACCCCCAACACAACCACAGUAUGAACCUAGAAAGAGACAACCUGUGGCUCAAGUUCAACAGCAAGAGCCCCAACUUCAGCAGCAAGAACCCCCAACACAACCACUGUAUGAACCUAGAAAGAGACAACCUGUGGCUCAAGUUCAACAGCAAGAGCCCCGACUUCAGCAGCAAGAGCCCCCAACACAACCACUGUAUGAACCUAGAAAGAGACAACCUGUGGCUCAAGUUCAACAGCAAGAGCCCCGACUUCAGCAGCAAGAGCCCCCAACACAACCACUGUAUGAACCUAGAAAGAGACAACCUGUGGCUCAAGUUCAACAGCAAGAGCCCCAACUUCAGCAGCAAGAGCCCCCAACACAACCACUGUAUGAACCUAGAAAGAGACAACCUGUGGCUCAAGUUCAACAGCAAGAGCCCCAACUUCAGCAGCAAGAACCCCCAACACAACCACAGUUUGAAACCAGAAAGAGACAACCUGAUCCUCAAAUGCAGCAUCAGUACGACCACUUGAGACAGCCACAAGAUCCUCAAAUUCAGCUUCAGUAUGAACGUUUGAGACAACCACAAGACCCUCAAAUGCAGCAUCAGGACGAUCGUUUGAGACAACCACAAGAUCCUCAAAUGCAGCUUCAGGAUGAUCGUUUGAGACAACCACAAGAUCCUCAAGUUCAGCAUCAGUACGAACGUUUGAGACAACCACAAGAUCCUCAAAUGCAGCAUCAGGACGAUCGUUUAAGACAACCACAAGAUCCUCUAAUGCAGCAUCGGGAUGACCACCCGAGGCGGUCACAAGAUCUUCAAAGACAACAGCCGCUUCAAAGAAAACCGGAUUCUGAGCUUCUGAGAAAAGAUCCUCCAAAUCAGCAGCAAGACUCCCGCAGAAAUCAACAAGAGCCCAAACUAGACAAAGAUGUUGAGCCUCAGAGGCAGCAGCAACAGCUAGAUCUUUCAGGGAACCAGAGGUUUGACUCAGCCAUCUACGUCCAGCAGGGCUCCUCGUUGCCUCAGGCCAAACACAGAAGCAUUGAGAUGAGCGGAGGGCCCAAACCAAAGACACGAACCCGCUCCAUGUCAGAUAUAGGUAUAAGUCAGCAUUCUAACACGUACCGCAUGGAGAGGGCAGCGGCCAGUCGAGAAGCUUUGAGGGCCGUCCCUCCACCGGUGAUGGCUAACGGGGAGAUGGGCAGCCUGGACACCAGGGUGUCGGUAGCACAGCUGCGACACUCCUACCUGGAGAACGCCAACCGGAAACCUGAGUUUGAGACUACUAAAGUCGAUCUGUCAGCAGUGGAGGUAGAGCCGGUUAUCAGCGCUGAUCGGGAAAGGGGUGCUCGGAAACCUCGGCGCUACAUCACUCCAGGAGACAGUCGCAUGUCGGAGAGGUUUAGGACGCAGCCCAUUACCUCUGCAGAGCGGCUGGAGUCAGAUAGGUCCCGUCUCAGCCCUUCACAGCUACAAGAUGCAGAAGCUGGAGAAACUCUGGAUGACAGAGCCAAGAUGAGUGUGGCUGCCAAGAGAUCCCUCUUCAGGGAGCUGGAAAGGACAUCAGAUGUUCCCAAACCGCGCUCCAGAAACGCUGCCGUAGAGCGCCGCCUGAGGAGGGUUCAGGAUCGCUCGCACACACAACCCGUCACCAAUAAGGAGGUGGUCAAUGCUUCAAGUGAUCCUGCCACAUCGUCACAACCUCUGAGCCCCCACACUAACGCCGCUCGCGUCCCCAGCCCCACUGCAGUCAGCACCAGUGUGACCAGCAUCAGCAUCAAGGCCUCCUCCCAGCCCGGCUCAGCGGUCCAGGAUCAGGGUCCGGAGCCCAAAGAGCCCGAGGAGCCCAAUGAGCCCCAGGAGAACCAGAAACCAGCUCCAGCUCCCGGUGCCGGGGGGGAGGGCGAUGGCCACGAGUUUUUCUCUGACGAGCCGGACCUGUCCACCCUCACCUUGGCAGAGAAGAUGGCCCUCUUCAAUCGCCUCGCUCAUCAAACAGCAAAGAGCCCUGAGACCCGAGGGGACACCCGCCAGCGCAGGGCCAACGCCCGCUUUCAGACUCAACCCAUCACCCAGGGAGAGGUGGAGCAGGAAGCUGAUCCUCCAGUCACCACUGAGGUGUGUAACGGUGACUUAAAGACCAAUCAGGGACAACAUCUGAAAAACGGAGGUGAGAUCAAACUGGAGCCUCUGUCUGCGUCCCUAGUUCGCUCCGUGGCAGCCGUCGCCUCCCAAGCCUCCGUCGCCACAGUAACCGGCAGCGGAGACAACGACGACAAUCUCCGUCCAGGGAAGUCCACGGCGGUCCCUUACAUCCCUGCCCAACAACAGGCGACCUGCAACACCAGCAUCCACCAGGAGAGGGCGUUGAGGUAUUUCUCCAUGACCCAGAGCGGGGACCCCGGCCACCCCGAGCCCGAUUUCAAUGCUUCCCCUCUCCUCCCUGAGAGCCGGCAGAGAGUGGGGGCUCCUCUGGCUCCCACAUCCUCUGUCAGUCACAGGGAGGCGCUGGAGGAGGAGGAGGAGGAGGUCAGGGGGAGACAGCAGGGAGGAGGAGCCAGAGAAGACGGCAGCGUUAAGGGAAAGCAGGACACCGGGCAGCAUCCCCAGCCUCACUCUUCAGACUCCGCUUUGUGGAGGGCAGAGUCAGAGCCCCUGCCCAGCCGGAGAGCCGCAGACAGAGGACACUCCCUGGAGAGCAGGGAGAGAGCGGAGGGGGGAGGAAGAGGACGAGGAGGCUACCUGAGAGAGGCAGCUCACAGCUCCUCCACACAGGAGCAGGAGAGGAGCGGCGGCCGGAGCCAGCCAGGCAUCUCAGAUUUGCCCGAUCAUCCCGCUCCCCUGAAGCCACUGAUCGCUAAAGUCUCAUCCAGGACAGUGUCUCACGUCUCAAGCAGCCAGCAGCAAACCCAGCCACCUCCAACUCUUCCUAAAACGUUCACGCCGCAGCAGCCUCCUCCAACACCCCCCAAACCUGUGGUCACCAUCCAGUCGCAGCCCCCACCAACGCUCCCCAAAACCAUCACUCAGUCCCCACAAACGCAGCCCAAACCUCCAGGAUUCGUCCAGCCUCUCCCCAAGCCUUACGCUCAGACAGCCACCAAACCCCAGGUGCCUCCUCAGACGCCCCCCAAACCCCAGUCCUUCCCCCAGGCGCUGGUCAAGUCCCAGUCCCUCCCCCUGGACCACAGCGAGGACUUUGACAGGCUCAGCGACUACUCUGGAGAUCUGCUGUCCCCCACAGAGUCUGGAGAGCUGCUUUCUGAAAGCAUGUCCGCCAAACAGAUGUCCAUCAGGGAGAGAGUGGCACUGCUGAAGAAGAGUGGUGAAGAUGACUGGAGGAACAGGAUCAACAAGAAGCAGGAAGUGGUUAAAGUGGCGACCACCGAGCAGCAGACUCUGCUGUGGGAGUCAGAGCAGACGAGCGAGAACACGGAGGAAGGGGUGGUCGUUCAAGAAUACUCCGCUGUGUCUGUGUCUGAGCAGCUGUGGGAACCUGUCUUCUCUUCCACCUUUUCUCCUACUAUAUCCCUCGGUCAAAAGUGUCAGUAUAUUGACCAUCAUAGUCAGAAGGUGGGAGAGGACAUCGAGGCCAAGACGUCCAUUGAGGAGAGAAAACAGAUGAUUUCUGUUCGAGAGGAUGCCUGGAAGACUAAGGGCAAAGGAGCAGCCAACGACUCCACCCAGUACACCGUCGCCUCUCGAAUGGUCAAGAAAGGCCUGGCAGCCUCCUCCUCAGUUAUCAGUCCCAUCCUGUCACCGGUCUCCACCAAACUCAAGAGCAGCGCGCCGGCUGUCAACAAACCACAAGAGGAAAUUGAGGCCAGACCGGACAUGGAAACGGAUAAGAAACUUGACAAGUUGGAGAGCUUCUUGGGACGUCUGAAUAGCAAAGUGGCCGGUCUGCAGGAAACCACCAUCACAGUCACAGAGAUGGCAGUGAAGGAAGUAAUGAAGCUGGAUGACGAGAUCUUCUCCAAGUUCUACAGACGCGUCGCCGAAUUCCCACGCAUGCCCACCAGGAUCGAGAUCAGUGAGGACUUUGACGCCAUCUUUGGCUCUCAGGGUCCAAAGUUGACGUCGGCGAUGGUGCAGCACAAGCGCUCGGUGCGUCCGUCCAGGAACGUGCAAGCGUCCAGAAACCCUGUGAAGAUGCUGGCGGCCAGAAAGGACAUCAGACACGAGUACACGGAGCAGAGGCUGAACGUGGCUCAGCUGGAGAGCAAGAGGAUGAAGGCGGAGAAGAGCGAGCGUAAACGAGAGGCCGAAGUUAAUAAAUCCUCUGAGUACUCGGAGGCUGCUCUGGCGGGUUUGGCCAGUAAAGAAAACUUCAGCAGCGUGAGUCUGCGCAGCGUCAACAUCUCCGAGCAGAUGUCCAACAACAGCGCUGUGCCGUACAAGAACCUCAUGCUGAUGCAGCUCAAAGGUCGUCGUCACAUUCAGACCAGAUUAGUGGAGCCCAGAGCCUCAUCGCUGAACAGCGGCGACUGCUUCCUGUUGGUCACUCCAGAUCACUGCUUCGUCUGGAUCGGAGAGUUCUCAAACGUUAUCGAGAAGUCGAAGGCCAAAGAUAUGGCCACCUUCAUCCAGACGAAGAAGGACAUGGGCUGCCGGGCGACCCAGGUGCUGACCAUCGAGGAAGCAGCCAACCCUCAGGCUGCAGAGGCCCAGCAGUUCUGGACCGUCCUCGGAGGACAGACCGCCUACCAACCGGCCGGUCCACCAGAGGAAGAUGAGCAGUUUGAGAAUGCCAUUGUAGAAACAAACUGCAUCUUCAGACUGCUGGACGACAAACUGGUUCCUGAUGAUGAAGAGUGGGGGAAGGUCCCUCGCAGCUCUCUACUGGCCGCCAAGGAGGUGUUGGUGUUUGACUUCGGCAGUGAGGUGUACGUGUGGCACGGUAAAGAGGUGACACUGGCUCAGAGGAAGGUCGCCUUCCAGCUCGCCAAACACCUCUGGAACGGGACGUUUGACUACACCUGCUGCGACGUCAACCCGCUGGACCCUGGGGGCUGCAACACACUCAUACCCAGGAAGGGCCAGGGCCGUCCUGAUUGGGCGGUAUUCGGCAGGCUGACAGAGCACAACGAGACCAUCUUGUUCAAGGAGAAGUUUGUGGACUGGACCGAAGCAAAGUCGCCGACACCAAAGGAAGGAGGCGGAGAGAUCGUACCUGAGCAGAAGGAGGCCCAGGGGCGAGAGUGCCGGCCUUACGACGCCACCCUGAUGCUCCCCGUCCUCGAGACGUCCAUCUCCACCAUCGUAGACGGGACGAAUGUGGGACGCGGCCACGGCCCGGUGGAGACGGAGGACCACAUGAGGAUUCAGGAGAUCACCACGGCCUCGGUGGACGUCUGGCACAUCCUGGAGUUCGACUACAGCCGCCUGCCACGCCAGAGCAUCGGCCAGUUCCACGAGGGAGACGCCUACGUGGUGAAGUGGAAGUACAUGGUCAACACCUCAGUGGGUCGUAGGCAGAACCCGGAGGUGAGGAGCAGCGGGCCGGGGAAGGAGCGAUGCUGCUACUUCUUCUGGCAGGGCCGAAACUCCACCGUCAGCGAGAAAGGGACGUCGGCGCUGAUGACGGUGGAGCUGGACGAGGAGAGAGGAGCGCAGGUCCAGGUGCAGCAGGGGAAAGAGCCUCCAUGUUUCCUUCAGUGCUUCAACGGAGGGAUGAUCGUCCACGCUGGCAAGAGGGAGGAGGAGGAGGAGAACAAUCAGAGCGAUUGGCGUCUGUACUGCGUGCGGGGCGAGGUGCCGGUGGAGGGCCACCUGCUGGAGGUGGCGAGUCACUGCAGCUCCCUGCGCUCCAGAGCCUCCAUGAUCCUGCUCAACAUCAACAAGGCCAUCAUCUACCUGUGGCACGGCUGCAAGACGCAGCUGCACACCCGCAGUGUGGGGAGCACGGCCGCUCACAAGAUCAAAGAACAGUGUCCUCUGGAGGCGGGGCUUCACAGCAGCAGCAAGGUGACGAUCCAUGAGUGUGACGAGGGGGCGGAGCCUCAGGGCUUCUGGGAGGCUCUGGGGAGAAAAGACAGGAAGGCCUACGACUGCAUGCUACAAGACCCGGGUAAAUUCAACUUCACCCCGCGGCUUUUCCAGCUGAGCAGCACAUCUGGAGAGUUUGUGGCGAAUGAGUUCUUCCACCUGUCCAGAGCUCCAGAGCUGGUCAGCUCCCUGCCCUUCCUGCAGGAAGACCUGUACAACGCUCCACAGCAACCUGCGCUGUUCCUGGUGGAUAACCUCCACGAGGUGUACCUGUGGCAGGGCUGGUGGCCUCAGGACAGCGAGAGCACCGGCUCGGCUCGUUUCCGCUGGGAUGCCGACAGAAAGUGCGCCAUGGAGACGGUGCUGCAGUACUGCAAAGAGAAGAACGAGAAGAAGCCUCAGAAGUCGUAUCUGAUCCACGCCGGACUGGAGCCGCUCACCUUCACCAACAUGUUCCCCAGCUGGGAGCACCGAGAGGAUGUGGCCGAGAUCACAGAGAGGGAGGCGGAGGUGUGUCACCAGAUCAUCCUGGUGGAGGACGUGUUGGCGCGGCUCUGUCAGAACACCUUCCCCCUCGCCCAGCUGCAGGCCCGGCCCCUCCCUGAAGGAGUGGACCCCCUCCGGCUGGAGAUAUACCUCUCGGACCAGGACUUUGAGAAGGCUUUGGAGAUGAAAAGAGAGGAAUAUGAAAGUUUACCAGGGUGGAAGCAAGUGAACAUAAAGAAGGCCAGAGGAUUGUUUUAAGAAAGUUUUUUUAAAUCGAAGAUGGAAGCAGCGGAUAAAAACUGGCCUGUUGAGAUGGAGAUGGAGACGGAGACGGAGACACAGGAAAUGUCACAUUAACCUGUUUUGAUGGAAACACGAGAGGACAUUGGGAUGGAAAGUACCGGAAUCUGAAGAAAAGGAACACAGGCCGACACUCGCCUUGCUUAUAGUCAUGUUUCAUCUUUAAACUUUGUCAUUACGUAACAGAAAUUCAAACGUUUUAAGAGAAAGUGGAAAAAUAAACUUUGCUUCGGUUCAUACACGGUGUUUUGGAGUCCCCUCCAAAGUCAGGAUUAAGAAUGAAAAUGUACACAUAGAACGCUUGGUGUCAGAGUGCCAUGCUGUGUAUGUAUGUGUGUGUGCGGCUGUAUAUAAUGUUUGUGUGUAAUGUGUAUUUGUGUACAUGUGUGUAAAAACAAAUCCCGUCACGUCAGAUGUUGUGGGGAACGUUUUUUUUUUUCUUUUCUGUCCGGAUGCUGUCUGACCACGUAGGAUCUCAAGUUGCUCCACUGUGUUAAAACUGCUGAGUCGUGACCUACCGAGAUGUAAGAGUUGUAAUUUUAAAGGUUUGAUGAGGAAGAGAAACAGCAGCUCUGAAUGUAUAGUGCCUUGCUUUUUGUGUACAGUUUAUAUACAGAAAUUCUAGUCUGCAUUUUUAAAGACUUUCUUUGUGAUAUAAGACAUAGUGAAUUAAAUCACAAUAAUGCUCAACUCGAAAACA
Messenger RNA from Trematomus bernacchii (emerald rockcod), 10098 nucleotides. RefSeq names its product supervillin-like. The record is from RefSeq and is a predicted model, not a curated record. The coding region runs from base 594 to 9356 and encodes 2920 amino acids. Gene Ontology annotation, molecular function: actin filament binding; phosphatidylinositol-4,5-bisphosphate binding. Gene Ontology annotation, biological process: barbed-end actin filament capping; cytoskeleton organization; actin polymerization or depolymerization. The transcript is spliced from 40 exons. NCBI's taxonomy places the organism in Eukaryota, Metazoa, Chordata, Actinopteri, Perciformes, Nototheniidae. Gene Ontology annotation, cellular component: actin cytoskeleton; cytoplasm.